AUGUGGGCAUACGGACUGCUACUGAGGCGGGGGAAACCGACGCCCCCGGCGGGGGAAACCGACGCCCCCGGCGGGGGAAACCGACGCCCCCGGCGGGGGAAACCGACGCCCCCGGCGGGGGAAACCGACGCCCCCGGCGGGGGAAACCGACGCCCCCGGCGGGGGAAACCGACGCCCCCGGCGGGGGAAACCGACGCCCCCGGCGGGGGAAACCGACGCCCCCGGCGGGGGAAACCGACGCCCCCGGCGGGGGAAACCGACGCCCCCGGCGGGGGAAACCGACGCCCCCGGCGGGGGAAACCGACGCCCCCGGCGGGGGAAACCGACGCCCCCGGCGGGGGAAACCGACGCCCCCGGCGGGGGAAACCGACGCCCCCGGCGGGGGGAAACCGACGCCCCCGGCGGGGGAAACCGACGCCCCCGGCGGGGGAAACCGACGCCCCCGGCGGGGGAAACCGACGCCCCCGGCGGGGGAAACCGACGCCCCCGGCGGGGGAAACCGACGCCCCCGGCGGGGGAAACCGACGCCCCCGGCGGGGGAAACCGACGCCCCCGGCGGGGGAAACCGACGCCCCCGGCGGGGGAAACCGACGCCCCCUGCGGGGGAAACCGACGCCCCCGGCGGGGGAAACCGACGCCCCCGGCGGGGGAAACCGACGCCCCCGGCGGGGGAAACCGACAAUCGGUGUGUGCCUCAUGGUUGACACUGCCAUCUCCUCCAUGGGGAUGACAGUUCAUACUUUUGGCUGCUGUUACAGUCAAGACUUUUCCUCUGAGCACAGCAACAUUGGAAUCUAG
Molecule: messenger RNA, 798 nt
Organism: Schistocerca americana (American grasshopper)
Lineage: Eukaryota; Metazoa; Arthropoda; Insecta; Orthoptera; Acrididae
Product: nascent polypeptide-associated complex subunit alpha, muscle-specific form-like
Exons: 2
Coding region: 1-798 (265 amino acids)
Source: RefSeq, a predicted model, not a curated record